AUGCAAUUCUCAUACGCUCAAUUGGCCAUCUUGGCCAUGGCACUCGGUGUCGCUAGUGCGGCUCCUACCAUGAAUCUUUCUGGUGUCGAAACACGCGAUGCCGACCGCAUUCACUUCAGGCAGCUCAUCCACGAUCGCAAGACUUCUGAUGAUGAUGACAGUAGUAGUUCUUCAGGUGCUAAAGCAACCACCACUAAAAAAUCCUCGAAAUCCUCCAAAACAUCAACCAAAGCUUCAGCAUCCAAAGCCACCGGUUCUUCCUCAUUUAACUCCUCGGGCUCUUCCGGAUCCAACUCCUCAAGUGCCGCCGCAUCAACCAUCACCAGCUCCGCAUCUUCUAGCAAUGCAUCCACCGGCACGACCGGCAAUUCCAUGCCCGCAUCCUCAGGAUCCUCGGCCCUUUCCGCCGUCCAAACUAUCGCCGCAGGCGAAUCCUUCGAUGGCGGCAUGUUCGUAUAUGAUCGAGGAGUCAGCUGUACAGGACAAUCCGAAGGCGGCGACAGCGACGCCGUCUUCCAAAUCGAGGCUGGAGGAUCCCUCUCCAAUGUCAUCAUCGGAGCCAAUCAAAUCGAAGGUGUGCAUUGUCAAGGAGGUUGCACCUUGACUAAUGUGUGGUGGUCGGCCGUCUGCGAAGAUGCUUUCACGAUCAAGAAACAGGAUGCCGGGAAAACGACUACGAUUUCUGGCGGUGGCGCUUUUGGUGCCGAUGAUAAGGUUCUUCAGCAUAAUGGCGCCGGAACCCUUUCGGUUUCUGAUUUCACCGUGGAUACUUUUGGGAAGUUGUAUAGAUCGUGCGGAAACUGCGAUAGUAUGUAUGAGAGACAUGUGAUUAUGGAUUCCGUCACGGCGACCAGUGGAUCCGAACUUGCUGGUAUCAAUUACAACUACGGCGAUACCGCCACCUUCACCAAUAUCGUCGCAACGGACGUCGAUGAUAUUUGUGUGGAAUACACGGGUACAGAUGAUAACAAUGAGGAACCCACAGAGUACAAGACUGGUGCCGAUGGUACAUAUUGUAUCUACAGUACGAGCGAUGUUACAUCCUCGUGA
Molecule: messenger RNA, 1050 nt
Organism: Sclerotinia borealis F-4128
Lineage: Eukaryota; Fungi; Ascomycota; Leotiomycetes; Helotiales; Sclerotiniaceae
Source: the annotation of a GenBank genome assembly